CCACUCCUUUCUGUACCUGAAGAUCUUGUCCAGUGCUUCAUUUUUGCUUCCGUUUCUCGCGUGUCUUGCUCUCUGUACGAUGCUGGUGUUUUCAGUCACUUCUCUUUUGCCUCGUCCUUCUUGUUUCACUCAUUAAGCCGGUGGUGUUUCUUGCUGCUCUUUUGCAUCUUCUGGACGUUUAUUCAAACCAUACAUUCGCUUAAGAACGACAAACAUGGACAGUUCAUUGCAGGGUGGCGUAAUUGCCCUAAUCACGAUACUGGCUGCCUCAAUUGCUUCACUGCUCGCCUUCAGCAACCAAUUACGGAAGGAUCAAGAAUCAGAAUCGACUAUUCCUGGAUGUCGCCGCAUUGGCCUUAUCGGAAGGAGUAACAUGUCUGAUCAGUAUUCACCAAAGCACAACGGAGAGAACCUCGAUUCAUCAGCGGCAUGCAAGAUCAAGGCCCUGUUCAUCUACCCGGUCAAGUCUUGCAAGCCCGUGGAACUUGAAGACAGCGAUGUUAUCCUGACUGGUCUGCGUUAUGAUCGUCAAUUCUGCUUCACCCAGCUCAAGACAGAGCAAGUAGAGAAAGAGGAGGGAGAUCUCAGUGUCAACUCUGAAUGGGUUCACAACUGGAAGUUCAUCACCCAACGAAAUGUCCCUCGAUUGAGUCAGGUCGACACUCAGAUCUGGAUCCCGGACCCGUCAUCGCCGACCUAUUCUCCGAAAGCAGAGUGGGUCAAGUCUCAAGGAUGUGUCGUUUGCUCCUUCGCCUUUACUCCUGAGUGGUCCUGGAAUAUGAAUGGCCUGAGAACUGCUUUUUCAAUCUUCAAGGCCAAGCUUGCUCAGCGCGACAUCGAAGCAGAGCCUCGCAUUACCUUCAAACUUCCUAUUGCCCCUGACGAGGAGAGAUCAAGCAAAUACACUCGCGAAGUCAUGAAGAUCUGGAAGGAUUCACCCACAGCCAUCAACAUCACCUCGGAGAUACCACCAGAGACACUAGGAAAGUUGAAAUACUUCCUCGGUGUCUCUAACCCUAUUGCUCUAUUCAAGGCAGACCCCCUAAACCAUCGCAAGGUAUUUAGGAAUGCACCUAGGAUAGAAGAGGCUGGCUACCAACCUGGUGUUGGCUUUGCUGAUGCUUACCCGCUGUCAAUCAUGGGCGUCGCCUCAGUACAAAAAGUAUCCAAGACCAUCACAAACCUACCAACACCCCACCUGGACGCGCUCCGCUUCCGCGCAAACAUCUACCUCACAAACGCCCCUCCCUUCGCCGAAGACGACUGGAAACAAAUCCGUUCUCGCAAUCUCUCCUACCACGUAAGCUGUCGAACAACUCGCUGCGACCUGCCCAACGUCGACCCAGUAACCGGCAUCAAAGACCGCGCCGAACCCUACAAGACCCUCAAACAAACACGAGGCUUUGUAGACAAAGGCGCCGGUGCUCAUCCGGUACUAGGUAUGCAAAUGGUUCCUCUGCUGGAAGAUGCAGCAGGUAAAGGAGAAAUCAGAGUUGGUGAGGAAAUGGAGGUUGUAAAAACAGGAGAACACUUUUAUAUAAGGUUGUUUCAGGAUUAAUGUAAUUGAAAAGUUUUUGUGGUUUUCUGUUC
Molecule: messenger RNA, 1590 nt
Organism: Aureobasidium pullulans EXF-150
Lineage: Eukaryota; Fungi; Ascomycota; Dothideomycetes; Dothideales; Saccotheciaceae
Exons: 3
Coding region: 215-1558 (447 amino acids)
Molecular function (GO): pyridoxal phosphate binding; molybdenum ion binding; catalytic activity
Source: RefSeq, a predicted model, not a curated record